CGGGUUAAACAGGACGGAGAAGAGGUGUCAGCCACAUACACAGCACAACCCCCAUCACAGGGCACUCCCGGCGUCAGCUGAUCAGCUUGUACCGACAGGGGGCGGUGCCCGGGGAGUCUCUUCCGGGUCAGCAGUCUGAAUGGAUUGUCGGUGAUCUGGAUCGGAGUGUCCGGUGAUUUCCCCUCCCCCCAGGCAGGGUGGGGUGUAUAUGGCGUCCUUGUCCCAGCUGGCAGUCUGGCUCUCCCAAUCGGCCGCUGCUCGCUCCUAUGUGGUCUUCUCCAAAGGCCUGAGCCGCACUCUGCUCAUCUUCUUCAACCUGGCCUGGAGGCUGAGGAUUAAAUUCCCCUAUCUGUAUGUCAUCGCCUCCAUGAUGCUGAACGUCAGGCUGCAGGUUCACAUAGAAAUCCAUUAAGACGCAGACACCUUCUUCAGCAGAGCAUUGGCCUCCAUUGGACAUUGUAAUACUUGCAAUGGAUGGACUGUGUACUAUUAGUACAUCAUGCAGCAAAAAAGAUUCAAGAGGCGCUUGCUUACAGGAGAGGGAUACCACAAGGCAAGAGGUGAAUGAUGAAGUUCUGGAAAUACAUUUGACAAGAUGCAAUUCAUCCGAAUGUCAUUUUACUCAAUCGCAUAAAGCGAUGGCACCUUUGACGUUCAUUAAAUCUGUUUUCGCCCACCCCUUGUCCAGUAGUAGCACGGGUUAUUCUUUAACAACAAACGCCAUUUUAGUCCAUUUUCAGGAUGGUUUAAAUGACUGUACCUUAAUAUUUUUAUUUCUAUGGACUGGACUUGGUGACACAAGUUUAUCAUCCCUACUCGCCGAAUCGUGUUGAAGACUUUGCAUGUACCUUUUUUUUUUUUUUUUUUUUUUUAUGUUUACUACAUUUUAAAAGCUGUUGAAGGACAUGGGAAUUUCCAUUGUGAACCUGAGUUUCUGAUCAAAAGUCCACAGAAAAUGUGUUCCUUAUAUAUUUCUGGGCUCAACGGGGGUCUGUUGGAAAAAUAACAGAAUAAUAACUUAUGUGCCAGUU
Rana temporaria (common frog) is the source of this 1031-nucleotide messenger RNA. Its product is annotated as small integral membrane protein 10-like protein 2A. Bases 209 to 412 code for a protein of 67 amino acids. The record is from RefSeq and is a predicted model, not a curated record. Lineage: Eukaryota; Metazoa; Chordata; Amphibia; Anura; Ranidae. The transcript has 2 exons.